AUGGGCAUGCAUUUAAAAUUCUCCUACACCAGAUUUGCACAAUUAAAAGAGAUUAUAUCCCUCAGGCCUGAAGAAGUUGUCGAUAGAAGCGGAGCAACAGAUGGUCUUAUGUUUCAUAACAAUCAACUCUACUUCAUAGACAGUUGGACAGGUGAAGUCUGUUCCUAUCACGUAGACAAUGGACAUCUAUUUUGCGCGACUACAGGACUCGGUCACAUAACUUUUGUUGUUCCUAUUCAAGACGAGCCGCAAAAAUACUUGAUAUCUUAUCAUCUCAAUAAUAAGAAGGUCAUUGGAGUACUCAACUGGAAUUCUUACGAGACUAAUCGAGCUGCUCGAGUGAACAUAUAUGGGAACAUCUACGGAAAUAUCCGAGAAAACACAAUUGCUGGUGGAACGGUGGACCCACAUGGUGUACUAUGGUUUUGGACGAUGGAAACUAAUGUCAAUCCCAACUUUGGAAAUUUGUAUUCUUUCAAUCCAAAUUUGCUUCCUGAACUAGUUAAAAAAUAUGACCUUCCUCAUAAUAGUAUGAGCAAUGGAAUAGUGUGGCACCUGAACAAUCCAACCAUAUUCUAUUACAUCGAUGUUGGGUAUCAGAGAAUCCUAUCUUUCACUUAUAAUAAGGCACUUGGAACAAUUUAUCGUAGUGAAUGGUUUUUACCAUAA
Molecule: messenger RNA, 669 nt
Organism: Belonocnema kinseyi
Lineage: Eukaryota; Metazoa; Arthropoda; Insecta; Hymenoptera; Cynipidae
Exons: 4
Coding region: 1-669 (222 amino acids)
Biological process (GO): L-ascorbic acid biosynthetic process
Molecular function (GO): calcium ion binding; gluconolactonase activity
Source: RefSeq, a predicted model, not a curated record